Molecule: messenger RNA, 5307 nt
Organism: Porites lobata
Lineage: Eukaryota; Metazoa; Cnidaria; Anthozoa; Scleractinia; Poritidae
Source: the annotation of a GenBank genome assembly
UGGGAAGUCACUGCUAAUGGUGAAGUUGACGUAGACGACCACAGCAAAGAAGAUUUAGAUGUAAGCAAUCUUUUUAGUAUAGUUAUUGCUUUUUAUUUUAUUUUGCGUUCUUUAUUUUGUUUAUGUGUUAGUUGCUGAUUUCCCAUCUCCUGUUUGACUUUUUACCGGAAAACGUCACUUCAUUUGCGGAGCACGGAGGGAAUUGCACAAAUAUUAAAUAUGCGUUAUUGACCAAACGGCAGAUGGCUGGAUGUUGGCCAAGAAUUUUGUGUUUUGAUUAACCAAGACGAAGUCGUGGUCAUAAAAUACGCAGAAAACCUUGGCCAAUAUACAGCAUCUUGUCCGAACAAGCUUUAUCGAAAAAAGGAAUUAUUAUAUGGCCAAAAAAAUAACUUUCUCUUGCGGGGCCAAAGCGAGAAAUCCCGAGCGGGCAACACGGGCCUAUCUUAUCCACUCGGGUAGCCAAUCAGAACGCAGGAUUCGCUUUAGUUUCCCGCUCACAGACUCAACCACACAAUAGUAGGUGCCGAGAUUACUUUCUGCGGUACUGUAUUUAUUUGUAUGUACGUAAAGAACUUUAAUGAGCAAAGUUACGGUCACUUGUUUACUUACAAACUGAAUAACAAAUGAUGCUUGACAAAUAUUUAAACUUGCUCGACGUGCCAAUCCGGCACAAUUAAAAAAAUAUGAUCAGAACAACAAGCAAAUCACAAAAUCAGGCAAUGUUUACGAGGGAAAUGUCGAGUAUUUUCUCUUCCCCUACUCCAAAUUCACUUAUCAUUUAAAUAAGUGAAAUAAUAUUGUGUUGUCGUUAACACUGUAUCUUUUAUUGCCCUUUUUCACUGUUCAAAGUUUGCUCGAUGAAUCCAUCAACAAACGGUCAACAAUAGCUCUCAUUCACCAGGAGUAAAAUUGAGACAAAUAUUUGAAUUUUGAAUUUGAAAAGCAAGCAGACAAUAGUGUUUCCCCUCUAUGGGUAUUCCUAGCGUGCUAAUGUGCGGGUCUUUAUGAAUAAUAAAGACUUUUUUGACGAAGAAUCAUCACUCUUCUUGUUCGAAGCAAUGUUUUCAUAGUCAAAAUAAUAUAAUGGCUGCCCUCUAGAAAAUUAAAAGCGAUAACAGACGAUUUUCUUGUAACCUGUUUUCACUUAAUUGCUAUGGAAAAAAACGUCGAAUUUUGGAAAUAAUUACUGUCCCGUCCCUGAUUUGUGAUAUAGUGGAGGCUAAAUAAAACAAUAAUUUACUAGCGCAACCUCAGAGUGUUUCUUCUCCUAUUGCUGACUCGACCCAUUUUUUGUAAAUGAAAAAACAAAAUAUAAGAAUUUUCUUUUGACUAAUUCAGAGAACGGAUACCUUUCUAUUGAAAAACAAACGUACUAUACUUUAAAUUUGGAAUUAAACAUUAAAAUUUCCUUUUGUUUAUCAUUUUUUUAUGUUACCACAUAUCGUAUGCAUAUCUACCGAUAUGUAUAUAUUUUAGACAGUGGUUUACGUUCAAAGUUUAGAGCCUUCGUAAUUUUAUUCACUCCAAUCUUGGUUUUCCAGUAGAGUAGUUAGUUAGUUUGUCCGUUCGUUCUUUUAGUCAAAGUUAUUGGCCAUUAAAACUAUUUCCAGCAAGAUCUCCGCUGCCCCACAAAUGACGAUUUAAAGGUAACACAUCGCCAAAGUGCAGGUUGUUCAUCUACCGUUGCUGCUCGAAUUGAAAUUUGUAAAUGUUGGGUUUUAAGGGAGAGGAGAAAAACCAGAGUCCCCGGAGAAAAACCUCUCGGAGCAAAGGAGAGAACCAACAACAAACUCAACCCACUUAUGGCGCCGACGUCGGGAUUUAAACCCAGGCCAUAUUGGUGGGAAGCGACUGCUCUCUUCACUGCGCCACCAUAGCUCCGAGCCCUACAUACCAUGCUAUUUUUUUGUUCUAAGCGCUCUUUCCUUCCUCUUCCUUCCUCAAAGAGAAAAUCAAGCGGCAAUAUAUGUUUAUGACGCAAUGACCCUAUUCAAUUUCUCGCCCUGGUAGGGGGUUGGUAACUCUCAGUGACCAAUCUUGAGCAGUCAAAUACAAGCUUUCCACUUGUAGCAAUCUCGUGACUUUUUUAAUGGAGGUGGAACAAUCAUCCGAGGUUCUAAGACUGGAAACUAAGUAGAGCUUCAAAGACAUGCAGGCCUAAUUUAUAAUGAAGUUAACUAAAAUAAUUAUUAAACACAGUUAACAACAAGGAGCGCGGGCGUGGUCAUCGGUCAGUCGUUUGGCUCAUCACCUCUAUGUGCUCAGUACAGCAUUUUCCUAGCGGUGACUCUCUUCGUUUAGCCUUCUUUUAGUUGUUUUUAAAAGCUUUUUACUAAGGCUGGGAUUAAAAAGAGCGAGAUAACGGUUUCAGGUCUUUUAGUCAAACCCUAAAACCGUGACAUCUAGACAUUGUUACAUUAAGAAUUUCAUUUAUCGACCAUAUAUUGUCUCCUUCGCCCGCCAAAAAGAUUAAGCUCACUGAUUAUCACUUACAAUAUUUUGAGGUAUUAUUUUUCUGCCUGUAGAUCUUACCAGUAAUGGAGUGGGAACAUCGUUUUCAAACAUUUUUUGAGCCAUUCCGGAUAAAAACGGUUGAGAAAAUCAAGCGCACAACCAGAGCUCAAAGAAUUCAACGACUUCAAGAAGCGAACUACAAUCCAUUCUUGUUGAAUUCGGAAGAUAUAACCAUUGACUUGCUAACAGAUUCGGGGACUGGUGCAAUGAGUGCUGACCAAUGGGCUGUCAUAAUGAAAGGCGAUGAAUCGUACGCUGGUUCUUUGAGCUACCGGAAGUUUGAGCAAGUUGUCAAAGACAUUUGUGGCUUCCGGCACGUGAUUCCCACGCACCAAGGCCGGGCUGCUGAGCGCAUUUUGUUUCAGUGCAGUGUUGAGAAAGGUGACGUGGUGCCCAGCAACGCGCAUUUUGACACCACACAGGCUAAUGUUCUAAAACAUGGAGGCAAGCCUGUGAAUCUUCCAAUUCCCGAGGCAAUGGAACAAAACAAGAAGGCUCUUUUUAAGGGGAACAUCGACCUUAGCAAACUGAAAGAGUUGUUGUCAGAGGAACAGAAAGGUAGGGUCUCUAUGGUGAUGAUCACUGUAACUAACAACGCUGUUGGUGGAGAACCAGUCAGUAUGGAGAAUAUCAAACUGGUUUCCAAGCUCUGUCAACAACAUGGAGUCCCAUUCUUCCUGGACGCGUGCCGUUUCGCGGAGAACGCGUGGUUUAUUAAAGCACGCGAGGAGGGCUACGCGCAUCGAACGCCCCUUCAAAUUGCGCGCGAGAUGUUCUCGUACGCUGACGGCUGUACCAUGUCUGCAAAAAAAGACGGUCUCGUAAAUAUCGGUGGAUUCCUUGCAAUGAACAACGAAGAACUCGCGGAGAAGUGCCGGAGGGAACUUGUCAUAUCCGAGGGGUUUCUAACCUAUGGAGGACUCGCCGGAAGAGACCUUGAGGCCAUGGCUGUUGGAUUUCGCGAGGUGCUUAACGAGGACUAUCUCAGAUACCAAGUGGGUUUUGUCAAAUUGCUGGCAGAUAUGUUGAAAGAUCGCAAUAUCCCCGUGUUGACUCCCCCUGGGGGACAUGCAGUUUACAUCGAUGCUGCCGCAAUGUUAUCUCACAUCCCUAAAGAACAGUUUCCUGCUUGGGCCUUGGGAUGUGCGCUAUAUGUGGAAGGUAUGAUAUUAUCUAUACACUAAAAGGACGAAGGAUAGUUCGUCUAGACUCAUAAUGCGUCUUGUACCCGUCUUUAUACUCAUGACGUAUAACAAGACGAGCUACAAAUUUUUGCCCAAGUUCGUUAAGACGGAUAAUGGGGCUUUAGUAUAAAAACGGCCAUUUGGUGGGUCGGUGGGUCCAGGAAAAGAAAAAAUAACGGUCAUCAUGGGAAGGCUAUCUGUGCGUCAGUGGGCGCAUGCGUAUAAAAAACUACGAAAAAAUGUCGAUGGUUAGUAAAAACAGAAACAAAACUGAAGAUCAAAGCAACAUACAUACGGCAGAUAAGCAAUUUUAAAAAGGAAGCCAUCGACUGUGUAACCCUGGUUUAUCUGUUUACACCGUUUAGAAAUAAUUGUUCAAAACAAAAUUCAGCGUAUUUCCUCGUUUUUGCAACACUCGAAGGCUUUAUUAUAAUAAUUAACUGCUGCUUUCCGCGUCAAGACGAUUUUAGAGAAAGGGUGCAGGGGAUUCAGAAAAAUGUGCGCACCUCUUGGAAAUUCCUAGUUACGCCCCUGGUUAAAAAGAGUGGCGGGAAAAUCCCGCUUAAAAAAGAGAAUAUUAUUUUUGGGAAAGAAAAUUAACAUACUAAGCUAGGUUUGUUUUCACACGAGCUCUAUGAUCCUAUGAUAUAAUUUGGAAUGUAAACUAAGAUAUUGGUUAAUAAGCCUUUUAAAUUUUAUGUAUAUUUAUAAGAAGGUCUUUUCGUCAUAGGUGGAAUUCGUUGUGGUGAGUUAGGUGGGGUGAUGCAUGGGAAAGAUCCUGAAUUACCAGAGGAUGGCAACGAAUUUGAAGCAGACAGGGCGGAACUUCUCCGUCUUGCCAUUCCACGCCGGACAUAUACAGAAUCACACAUGAAGUAAGUAUCAGAUUUAAUCGUUUUAAUUCGAGAAUUCGAGAAGAUUUUAAAAGAUUUCUCCUAUUUUCGUUAUCUACGAGUUUGAAACCUACAAAUGGGUGAAAAAGGGCUGUUUAUGACAAAAUCAACGCCAUAUUUCAAGUCGUACCUUCUUUCUCUUGUUUCUCAGUAAUACUUUUAUGACUAUUUUCAUAACUGUUUAUUUAAUCUGUAAUCAUCCAUCCAUGCGUUACCCAUCAAAACCCCUACCAAUGCUCGCCUUUAACCUCGUUGGACCUUUGGACAAAGAAACUUUAGGGGUUUUAUGUUUUCAUACACACGUGUCAAGGCGUUUUCACUGAACAGUUUAUUUUCAGACAAAUUUUGGUGAGAAUUAAGAAAAUCUUUUUAGUCUCACAAACCAGUCUGCAAAACUUACAGACCUGAAAAUGGUACAUAGCAUUGGCGCUCCGAGCUAUGGGCUCGAGGGAUAACUCUAUUGAUAUCUAAACGGUUGAUCACUUUAUAGAUAUGUCGCUGAAGUCUUGGAGUAUGUUAAUACUAAGAAGAAGAUGGUCAGCGGAUAUAAGAUCACGUGGGCGCCUGCUGUAUUACGUCACUUCAGUGCUCAUCUAGAGCCCCUUCCCAUUCCCGUUCAGGAGGAAAAGGAUGACGAAAUUGACGAAAUCGAGGACUUUGCACCGCGCAUGCGUGGAAUGUCCUUCCGUCGACCAUCAUAUCAGUUCGUAUAG